AUGGAGCUGGGGGGCCUGAGACAGACGCCCACGCUGCCGGCCGGCGCGGCGCCUUCGCCUUCUGCCCAUGGCCAGGGCUUCCCCCGCCGCGGCCCCGGCGGCGGCCCUUUGCCAUCGCUUCUUCGGCCUUCUCUCGGAGUUCUCGCGAACGGCCCCGCGAACGGCCUGGGCCUCCUGAGCCUGAUCGCCGCGAGCUUCCUUCACGUUGGCCGAUUUGGCCGCCGCCGCCGCGCCGCCCGCCCGCUUCUUCGGAGCUCUGCUGAAUUUCUGGGACGGCAGGGCCGCUUCUGGCGAUCCUUGGAUUGGAGACGAUGGCACUGGAGCGCCGAAAUGCAGCGAGCAGACACGAUCGUGAUGCCACCGACGAGCAGCGAAGGCCCACAGAGGCGAGUCUCCGAGGAGGAGGCGAGCGGCCAGAAACCGCUGAAAGAAGAAGUCCGUGAGUUUGAGGAGUUUGGGGUGGUGCUGCUCCGCGGGGCCAUCACCGAGUGGGUGCCUUUCUUGAAGGAAGCUGUUGAGCACCAGAUGGAGCACCCACAGGUGUCUGCCUUCGUCACGGGCUUGCGAAGCUUCUUCUCCAUGGACUACGUACAAGCUGGACUCUUCCUCACCAACGACUCCUUCUUCGACUUUUGGAAGAGCUCCAACGUGCCGGCACUUGUGGCCCAGCUCUUAAGGUGCGAGGAGGUGCGCCUCGUUGUGGACCAGCUGAACGUGAACCCGCACUGCCCGCCGUUCACAGAUGCAGGGAAGUUCCACACAGAUGUAGGUGUGAUCUCCGCCGUGGCUCGCGCGGAGGAGGUUGUCCGUGUCUGGAUUCCACUGGAACGCAGCGCGAUGAGGGAGGGCGUUGGGACCUUGGAGUUCAGGCUAAAAGGCGGAGAGCGCCGGAGAUUCGAAGAGGUUGAGCCUGGAGACCUGCUGAUGUUUACGCCAACAAUCCCUCAUCGCGUGCUCUUCCCAGAAAGUGAAAUCUACGACGAAGACCGCUGCGUUCUGAUUGCGAGCUUGUGGGGUGGCGCUGGCGGCGCUGCUGGCGCGAGUGCCGCGAGUGCGAGUGCACCGACGCAGAGCGAAAGCGAGACCCGCUCUCGGUCUCCGAUGGCGGUGCCCGAGUUCCCGCGGCUCUUUCCGACGCUCGACAAAGCCGAGCUCCAAGCGCGCGAGGAGAGGAGGCACCCGCGGGGGGGGGGGGGGGGGGCUAAAGAUCAAUCUCUUUCCCCAAUCACAGCUCACUCCUGA
Messenger RNA from Symbiodinium sp. CCMP2592, 1242 nucleotides. NCBI's taxonomy places the organism in Eukaryota, Dinophyceae, Suessiales, Symbiodiniaceae. The record is from the annotation of a GenBank genome assembly.